Microtus ochrogaster (prairie vole) is the source of this 1008-nucleotide messenger RNA. It is a transcript of the gene Mesp1, whose product is annotated as mesoderm posterior bHLH transcription factor 1. Gene Ontology annotation, biological process: heart morphogenesis; somite rostral/caudal axis specification; regulation of transcription by RNA polymerase II. The record is from RefSeq and is a predicted model, not a curated record. NCBI's taxonomy places the organism in Eukaryota, Metazoa, Chordata, Mammalia, Rodentia, Cricetidae. Gene Ontology annotation, cellular component: nucleus. Gene Ontology annotation, molecular function: DNA-binding transcription factor activity, RNA polymerase II-specific; protein dimerization activity; RNA polymerase II cis-regulatory region sequence-specific DNA binding.
AUGGCUCAGCCCCUGUGCGCGCCGCUCGCCCAGUCCUGGAUCCCGGGUCCCGCUCGUCAGCCCCCUCCGAUGCCUUCCCACCGGAACAGCGUCUGUUCCCCGGCCUGGUCCUCGGACUCGUGGGACGGUGCCCAGGUCGGCAGCCCCGUGCCACCCUGCGCCCGCCCGGUCCGGCGCACUGGGAUCCCCGGCAGGCGCGGGACGCACGGCGGCCGCCUGGGUAGCGGGCAGCGGCAGAGCGCCAGCGAGCGCGAGAAGCUACGCAUGCGCACGCUCGCCCGAGCGCUGCAUGAGCUGCGCCGCUUCCUGCCGCCGUCCGUGGCACCAACCGGCCAGAGCCUGACCAAAAUCGAGACGCUACGCCUGGCCAUCCGCUACAUCGGCCACCUCUCGGCCGUGCUGGGCCUCAGCGAGGACAGUCUCCGGCGACAGCGGCACGCAGACGCGGCGUCACCUCGAGGCUGCCCGCUAUGCCCGGACGGUGGCCCGGCGCAGUCGCAGACUCUCGGUCUGCAUCUGAGUCCGGCCGCCUGCAGCGGGGUGUCGUGGGGAUCCUCGUACCCUGAUCCCCGAGUCGUCGCGGAGCCAUGGGACCCAUCGUUCCUGUACGCAGAGACAGAGACAGCAUCCUUGGAAAGGCAAGAGAUGGAGCCCAGCCCCUCGUCUCCGCUCUUCAGCAGCGACGUGCUGGCUCUGCUAGAAACCUGGACGCCGCAGGAGUGGCCGCCAGCCUGAAGAGUCGAAGGGACAUUGGAUGACUGGCACCCUGUCUGAGCACAGAGACUUUUUUCCUUUUGCCUCCGCACCUUCGAAGCAAGUAUUUCCUGGAAGAGGCACCAGCGAUACCAACGUGGGCAUUCCCUGGUUGGGAGCCUCAUCUAGAACAUACCUUUUCUGCCCUCUUGGAAGGAGGGACCCAUAGGGUAAACGCUCUAAAAUGAAGCAGGAACAAGACUCUGCUUGGUGUAUAUUUAUUUAUUUGUGAAUAAACCGUCUGUGCUGGUGUCA